GGGGGGUGGAGUAAGGGAGUGAGAGACAGGGUUUGGAGGCACAUCAAGAAUUUUCCUUUUAAGGGGUACGGUCUCCAAGUCCUGCGAGUUCACAUGCAGCAGCCAAAACACUCUGAACAGGAUAAACAAAGAACACCGAAAAGACAGAGGAAAAAAACAAAGCAAGAAUAAUACUGUUAUUCUCACUCUAGUAUAAAGGGCCUCUUUUGGGAGCAGUAGCAAAGUGUGAGAAUGGGUAAAAGUAAGUUAACUUUGUCUACUCUAGACAAAAUGAUAGAGGUUUAGAGUAGAUGGAUGGCCAUAGCAGCACUUCUGACCACUUCAACUCUGCUGGAAGRAUUUGGAAUUGAUGUUGCAAGUUCCACGUUUGUAAGUAGCAUAGGGAGAGGAGACUGCCUCCACGCUAAGAGGUCCGUGUCUUUUAGAGCAUCCAAACUGCAACUAUUGUGGUUUUGUUGCUUUGUGAACCCAUUUCUAGACAAUACAUGCAAUGUCUGGCAAAAUGACUGUGUAUGUGUGAGCAGGAAACAGAGACGGUUUCAGAGCGAGAGAGGGAGYGAGAAACAGAGAGGUAUUGUAUAUGCGUAUGAGAGAAGAGAGUUAGUUAGAGGGAAAGAGAGAGGGUAACAAUUUGUGCCUGGGAGAGAGGGAACGAAGGAGAGAGACCAUAUAUGUACUGUAUGUCUAUAUGUGAGUAUUUGAAAUGGGGGGAUGCAUAUGUCUGUGUGAGACAGAAGGAGAGGAGGGAGAGAACAUAUAUCCUCUGGCCCUGGGCGAGUGUGCGUGAGGCUGAAUGGGAGCCAGGAAAAGGGGAAGGGCCUCGCGUCCACCGACAAAAACAGCUGCCUGAAAGUACGCAGGAAAACAGUGUCUGGUAGAGUAUAGGGAGCGGGGGACAGGGAAAGAGAGGACAGGAGAGAAAGAGAGCACCAGGGCCCACAUCUCUAUAUGGGUUGCGCCCUGAGUGCGGAGCCUUGCUGUGGGGAGGAAGCAGAGCCUGUGCCCUUGGUGAGAGGGUCACUGAAGCGCCGAGGUCCAGAGAGGUCCAACAGCGUCAAGAUGAAGCUGACCAAGACGGGCAAGGAAGAGCCCCAUGUCUUCAAGGAGAAGACCUUCAGGAAGAGGCGUCAGUGUGGCGUGUGUCGUCAGAGUGUGGACAGCACAGGGUCCUUCUGUCGAGUGUGUAAAACAGCCACUCACAAGAAAUGCGAGGCAAAGGUGACCACAGCAUGCAUCCCAGCUCCAUCUGAUCUGCAGCGCAGAGGGACAGCUCCAUCCCGACACGUUCAACACCUGGGUUCCACAAAGUCUCUGACUUACACCAAACAGAGAACCAUCCUCCCCAGGAGUUUCAGUGUGGACCGUGUGAUGGAAAGAGUCAUGGAGGGCCACUAUGACUUUGACCUGACCUACAUCACCGAGAGGAURAUCUCCGUGUUCUUCCCCCCUCUGCUGGACGAGCAGCGCUACCGUCUCAACCUCAAGGAGGUGACCGCCAUGCUCAGGUCCAAGCACCAGGACAAGUUCCUGCUCUUCAAUCUCUCUGAACGGCGCCAUGACAUCACCAGCAUGAAUCCAAAGGUUCAUGACUUCGGCUGGCCUGACCUCCAUGCCCCUCCCCUGGACAAGAUCUGUGCCAUGUGUAAGGCCAUGGAGACCUGGCUGACCUCCGACCCCCAGCAUGUGGUAGUCUUGCACUGCAAGGGCAACAAGGGCAAGACAGGAGUGAUUAUUGCAGCCUACAUGCACUACAGCAAGAUCUCUGCAGGGGCAGACCAGGCCCUUAGCACACUGGCCAUGAGGAAGUUCUGUGAGGAUAAAGUCUCGUCCUCCCUCCAACCGUCCCAAAACAGGUAUAUCUACUACUUUGGGGGGCUCCUCUCUGGGGCGAUCAAGAUGAACAGCAACCCACUGUUCCUCCACCAGGUCCUCAUCCCCACACUCCCUAACUUCCAGGGCGAAGGAGGUUACUUUCCCUUCCUGAAGAUCUACCAGUCCAUGCAGCUGGUCUARACCUCAGGGAUAUAUGACUUGCAGGGUUCCGGGGGCCGAAGACUGUGUGUGACCAUUGAGCCUGCAUUGCUGCUGAAGGGAGACAUCAUGGUGAAGUGUUACCACAGACGGGCCCAGAGUGCAGAGAGGGACACAGUGUUCAGACUGCAGUUCCACACCUGCACCAUCCACGGGGCACAGCUGUGGUUCGGCAAGGGGGAGCUGGAUGAGGCCUGUACUGAUGAACGAUUUCCCUCGGAUGCAACUGUAGAGUUUGUCUUUUCCUCUGGACCAGAGAAGAUCAAAGGGCGUGAGUACCAGAGGAAUGACCCUGCUGUCACAGUGGACUACAACACAGCUGACCCUGUGGUGCGCUGGGACUCCUAUGAGAACUUCAACCAGCGCUACCAGGACAGUCUAGAAGACAUAGCCCACACCAGGGGUCCAGUGGAUGGCAGUCUGUACGCCCAGAUAAAGAAACGUCGUUCAGGCCCAGGUUCAGGCUCUCUGACCUCCACCAAUGGGAGUCCAGCAGGCACCAGUGAGGAGAGGCCGAGUCAGAACCAGCUCCUCUCCCCUAGCUCUGACUCGCUCAAUCACUCCGGCCAKACUAGCCACUCCGGCCACUCUUCCCACUCUACGGCCCACCCAGAGCGUCCAGAAGAGCCCAGAAGGCCCCCGCCCCCCACUCGGCACGAGAGGGAGGAGCUGGAGCGCCUGCUGGGGGGCAUCGAGGGGGAGAGGGACGACCGGGACAGMGAGAGGGAGACUGCCAUCCUGGAUGACGGGGACUCGUCCUCUCCCUCUGAGCGUACAGGUACCCUGAGGUUGGGCCGCUCCUGUUCCUGCCGGGUGGGCUACCGCUCCCAGCACUGUGCCAAGCCCGGUUGUGACCGACUCCACCUCAUGCCCAACAGCUACUGCCUGGACAGAGCCCCGGGCACCAAUGGUCAUCCUGGGGCACCGCCCUCGGCUAACCCUGCCACCGUCCCCUCACAUAUGGACCUGUGCCAGCACUACAGCCCCCACCCUCACCCUCAUCAGGCCCUGCCUCCCCCUGACCUGGUGUGGGACCGCCAGCAGGGCCCGCCACACUACCUGCACCGCUCCUGCUCUGAGGGACCCUCUCAUCACCCCUCUCUGUGCCCKUAUCCAUCCCAGGAGCUGACCCCUCACCCCCACACCCUUCCUCCCGGGCGCCUGCUCUGUAGAAGUGAUGACUAUGGUCCGUACCAUCACCCUCCCUCACACACCCAUCACCACCCUCACCACACCAAGUCCUCCGGCCCCUACCACGACAUGCUGCUGCUGGAAGGUCUGCCGCCCCCUGGCUGCCCCUGCCGGGACUGCCUCAUCAGGAGGGAGGACUCAGCCUUCCGCGGCCUGCGGCUGGAGCGAGGAGAGAGCUUCCACUGGGACAGAGAGGCAGAGCUGCAGCAUCGUGAAGCAGGGCUGAGGAGGGGGAGGGAGUCUGAGCUGCCCAGAGGGGUAGAGAUGCACUGGGAGAGGGAGGCAGUGGGACUGAGAAGAGGCAGGGAGAUGUCACUGCAUUGGGACAGGGAGGCAGAGCUCCAAUGGGAGAGGGAGAGAGAGGCAGACUAUUGGCACAGGAGGGCCACAGUUUCUUCCUAUGGGCCCCAGGGACACGAGCUCCCUGCCUUCACUUUUGACCCCCUGCCGUCAGGCCACCCUGCGUACCCAGAGCCGUCUCGCUCCCACGCCCACUCCCACCUGGAUCUGAAGUACAGCAGCAGCAGCAGUGGCUACCAGACCCCCCACCAGGCCUACCCCUGCUCCCCCUACCAUCCUUCCCCCUCUGAAAGCAGGGGCUAUGCCUCAGGCUACCAGUCUGAGUCGACCUCCCCUCUGCCCCCUCCCUCCACCCUGUCAGGCCCCUGCAGCCACACCACAGGGCCAGCAGACCACCACCCUGAAGCCCACCCUCAGCAGUACCUCUCCGACAGCCAGACAGAUGGAAGGGGGAUGAGUGAGAAUGUGGGUUGGAGAGACCACAUCUCCCAGGGUUCCUUCAAGAGGAUGCAUCAAGAUGCCCAUGUCCCGUGUUCCACGCCUUAUGACCGCUCUGGGCCACCCACUCCUGUUCAUACCAGCAGCCCUCUGCGCACACAAGAAAGGCCCAGUCUAGGUGUACAAGAGGAUGAAGUUCGAUCGACUGACAUAGUCAACAGUGACUUUGAAUCUGCCCAGUCUCAGGAUAGGCACGAUAGUACUGCUGCUCAAGUGUCUCAGCCCAACCAGCAACACAUCCCUGACCCCUCACAGUCUUCAUCCGUGACAUCCACACCUUCCCCCACCCAACUCAACAGCCACUGCACCACACCGACACAUCCACCCUCACCCAACCAGCCCCAGAACCACUGUACCACACUCUCACCUACAACCAGCCAACACAGCAACCACUGCCUCUCCGUAUCACCCACUCAGACCCCCCCUGAGAAAGUUAGCCCACCUGGUCCAGAGACCACCCUUCCUACAGAGACUGCUGCACCGCCUCCUCUUGCCCAGCACCAGCCACCCAACCCCAACUCUGCACCUGGCACAACGGGACCCUGCCCAGCUCAGGGCCAGCUGAAUGGAGCAUGUCCACCCAGGGAGMUGACCCCAGAGGUCCCUAAAUCCAUCUCGACCCCCACUUCGGCUCCUUCCUCCCCCCAGCCUCCCAUCAGCAGUCUGGAGGGCUCCCCCUCCUCAGAACCUCCUGUGCCUGGCUUCGCCACCCUGUGCCGGAGGCUGAUGCUGGGCACUGAGCCCCCAGGACCCCUGCAGCAUUACCCUGGCAUGGAGGGCAGUGCCAGUGGGCACUCUUCAGCCCCUGAGGGACAUGACACUCCCACCUUCCCCACCUCUGCCACCGGCUGCUGUGCCCAAUCUGCCCCUCAUGUGCCAUACUCGGGCUACACUGCUGUCACCAUCCACCAGCCCCCACUCCCAGAGAAACGGCGGCAGUCUGCCCAGCCAGGAUCACCUAACGGCGGGGUGGGUACCCUGAGGCCCUCCCUCUCACAGCACCAUGUCACCUUCUCUCCAAUGGUGGGGGAGAUGGCACCCCCUGCAGGCCAAGGAGAAGGAAUUCUAUCAGUGGAAGGAGAGAUGGCAGGCAGAGUCAGUGUUAAAUUUGUCCAGGACAGCUCACGCUUCUGGUACAAGCCUGGCAUCUCCAGGGACCAAGCCAUAGCUGCGCUGAAGGAGAGAGAACCAGGGGCGUUUCUUAUCCGGGACAGCAACUCCUUCCAGGGUGCCUAUGGCCUGGCACUGAAGGUGGCCAUCCCGCCCGCUAACGUCAACAACCACAGCAGCAAAGCCAAUCCAUUAGAGCAGCUGGUGCGACACUUCCUGAUUGAGCCGGGCCCCCGUGGAGUGAAGAUCAAAGGGUGUCAGAAUGAGCCCCAUUUUGGGAGUUUGUCUGCAUUGGUGUACCAGCACUCCAUCACCCCCAUUUCCCUACCCUGUUCCCUGCGGAUCCCAGAAAAAGAUCCCAUUGGAGAAAUGCAGGCGCUGCAGUCGACUGCCAGUAACAUGAGCACUGCUGCAGACCUGCUGAAACAGGGUGCAGCCUGCAACGUGCUCUACCUGAAUUCUGUGGAGACUGAGUCACUGACUGGACCACAGGCCAUCUCCAAGGCAAACGGAGCCACGCUGGCACGAAACCCCCAGCCAGCGGCCACAGUGGUCCACUUUAAAGUUUCUUCACAGGGCAUCACACUGACUGACAGCCAGCGCAGGGUGUUCUUCAGGAGACACUACCCAGUCAACAGUGUGACUUUCAGCAGUAUCGACCCCCAGGACAGGAGGUGGACUAACUCAGACAGAACAACAUCUAAGGUGUUUGGGUUUGUAGCCAAGAAGCCAGGCAGCAUGGCAGAAAAUGUGUGUCAUCUGUUUGCUGAGCUCGACCCGGAGCAGCCAGCCUCUGCCAUUGUCAACUUCAUCAACAAGGUGAUGUUAGGGCCGCAGCGCAGGUAGAGAACCAAGCCAAAGACCCGUCACCGGUGUUAGACUGUCAACAGUGUUACAACUCCCAAAGAGGAGGCUUCAAAACAAAUGCUUUACAGACCCACAAAGCACCAUUGGCGGUGGCCUCUUCUCAAAGACUGAGUUUUGAAACCAAAAGGCUCAACAUUUCAAACAUGACUGCCAUUUUGAAUUAUAGUCAAAAUGUAUUAGUUGUUUAAAUGUCUAAUAUCUAAAAAUGCCUUAAAGGUCCAAUGCAACCAUUUUUAUAUCAAUAUCAAAUCAUUUCUGGGUAACAAUGAAGUACCUUAUUGUAA
Messenger RNA from Salvelinus sp. IW2-2015, 6281 nucleotides. It is a transcript of the gene tns2a, whose product is annotated as tensin 2a. NCBI's taxonomy places the organism in Eukaryota, Metazoa, Chordata, Actinopteri, Salmoniformes, Salmonidae. The record is from RefSeq and is a predicted model, not a curated record. Gene Ontology annotation, molecular function: protein binding; protein tyrosine phosphatase activity. Gene Ontology annotation, biological process: peptidyl-tyrosine dephosphorylation. Gene Ontology annotation, cellular component: focal adhesion.